AUGCAUAAUGAAACAUCUGACUUUCUUCUCUUGGAUUUCUCAAAGGGUUGGGAGCUACAGAUUAGGCACGCAGCUUUAUUACUUAUAAUGUAUUUAAUGACAGUAACAGGGAACCUUCUCAUCAUCUCUGCUAUUAUUUCUGACCACCAUCUUCACACCCCCAUGUACUUCUUCCUGAUGAACUUAGCAAUGCAAGACAUUGGUUCUGUUUCCAUCAUUCUCCCCAAAGCUGUUUUUAAUUCUCUUAUGAAUAUGAGGACAAUUUCUUAUUCUGGUUGUAUUGCUCAAGUCCUGCUGUUUGUCCUUUUCCUGGAUUCUGAUAUUCCUCUCCUGACUGUCAUGCCCUAUGAUCGGUAUGUUGCCAUUUGUAAUCCUUUACAAUAUGAAGUGAUAAUGAACAGAAAGUCCUGUACCAAAAUGGUUGGCAGUCUGUGGAUUGCUUGUUUCCUCAAUGCUUCCUUACACACUAUUGUCACUUUUAUUACUCCUUUCUGCUCCUAUAUUAUCAACCAGUUCUUCUGUGAAAUCCCACAUUUACUUAAGAUUGCCUGUUCUGGUUCAUAUCUAACUGAGAUGGGAGUUCUGAUCAUCAGUGCUAUAUUAGGGUUUGGUUGCUUUGCCUUUGUCAUUGUCACUUAUGUGCACGUCUUCUCUGCUGUACUGAAAAUCCCUUCGGUCCAAGGAAGGAAAAUGGCCUCCUCUACUUGUCUACCACACCUCAUUGUCUUCUCCCUAUUCAUGUUUACUGGUUGCUUUGCUUACCUAAAGCCCAUAUCUGACGGUCCAUCACACCUUGACUUCAUGAUAACAAUAUUGUAUUCCAUUCUUCCACCUAUGUUGAAUCCAUUAAUCUACAGCAUGAGAAACAAAGACAUCAAAACUUCUAUUUCAUGA
Candoia aspera is the source of this 894-nucleotide messenger RNA. RefSeq names its product olfactory receptor 14I1-like. The record is from RefSeq and is a predicted model, not a curated record. Gene Ontology annotation, molecular function: odorant binding; G protein-coupled receptor activity; olfactory receptor activity. Bases 1 to 894 code for a protein of 297 amino acids. Gene Ontology annotation, biological process: G protein-coupled receptor signaling pathway. The transcript has a single exon. Gene Ontology annotation, cellular component: membrane. NCBI's taxonomy places the organism in Eukaryota, Metazoa, Chordata, Lepidosauria, Squamata, Candoiidae.